AUAACAGUGCAUUGCGUAUUUAAAGCCAGAAUGGCUAGCUGGCUCUAAAGCAUGUGUGUAGACCAGGUUACAGUCAGGAUAAAGGUCCAUAGAUUUCAUACAUCAUGAGAACUUCACUGUGCUUCGUUGCACUCUCCUUGCUUCUACUUCAAUGCUGCAAAGGUCAGGUGCUGACUGUCGGCUUUGCAGAGGAGGACAGAAAAAUCACGGAGGACGCAGCUGGGACCAUCUCCUUGUCAAAAAUUGGAACCAACACUUCACCGUUAAGAGUGACUGUUAGAGCACUGAGAUAUGAUGAGUUCACUGGCACAUUACCAACUUCAAUGACAUUCGCUGACCUUCCAGACCCUGCAGAGUUCGAGAGUGGGAGAGAAGAUUUUGUGAAACCUCAAGAUCUUGAGUUUGUAUUUCCUCCGAGUAGUGCCCAGCAAGAGUUCCAAGUUGACAUUAACCUUGUUGACGACCUGAUCAAUGAGCUUAACGAAGGCUUCUUUCUCCUGAUAGAACUGGACCCUACCAACAACGAGACUGCGUUGUUAGACAGAAAUGGGUUGGCACUCAUCACCAUUGGAGACAAUGAUCCCAUUUCCCUGACAUUUGUUGAGCGAGAGUACAAUAUAAUGGAACAAGAUGCCACGGUUGAUGACCUCGUGUUUAUCGCCAAGGAGAACGAUGUAGUAUCUGAGCAGGUGCUGAAAAUACUAGUAGAGGUUGUCCCCAAUCCAGCUACAAGAGGAGAGGACUUCAACGCUCCAACGCUCACCGAGUUAGUGUUUCAACCUGAGGACGAGAUGCUACCAUACUCAUUCCAACUAAUCGAUGAUCAAGUGUUAGAAUCUGCAGAAAAUUUUGUCCUUUUGCUGUCCAUCAACGAGACCCAGCAAGGACUGCUGCCCGGCACCAACACCAGCACCAUCGUCAACAUCCUGGACGAUGAAGUAAUCACCAUUUCCUUCAACCAGUCCUCGUACACUGUAACGGAAGGGGAGGGGCCAGUUGAUGUAUGUCUGGUCAUCUCGAGCCCUCCUGGUCUCACUUCGUUAGGAGAUCUAGCCAUUUUUGGGCAAGUCGGAACUACCCCUGGAUCAGCAAUAGAGUUUGUUGACUAUUUCACUACCUUCUCUUCGAAUGAUUUCUCUUUAUUUGAUACCACUGUGGAGAUGUGCUUCCCUGUGAAUAUUAUCGAUAAUAUAAUACAAGAAGAUGUCGAAAUGUUCAUGUUCAACAUAUUUCCGGACAGUGAAAAUCCAAUCAAUGUUAUCUUUCCACAAACCAGCGUCAACAUCACUAUACUAGAUGAUGAUAAUCCCUGCAUUGAUUUACCUCUUCCCGAUCUGGGCAGCAUCAUUUACAGUCUUGGAUCCACAGAUAGCCGGCCAGAGAACACAGUAGCCACCUACGUCUGCAACAGUGGAUACUUCCCCGAUGGAAGUAUAACCAGGACUUGUCAAUCAGACGGAACAUGGAGUGGCAGUGCACCAACUUGCACAGACCGUAAUGAGUGUGCUGAUCCAAGCCUCAACAACUGUGCCUCCAACGCCAUGUGUAUCAACUCACCAGGAGGCUUUGACUGCUCUUGUCCCCCCGGCUUUGUUGGUGAACCCACAGUUGACUGUCAGGAUUUAGACGAGUGUGCCCUAGACAUUCUCAACAACUGCCCUGACAACUCUGAGUGUAAUAACAUACCUGGAUCUUUUACCUGUACCUGUACAACUGGUUUUAUUAUGCAAGGCAACUUGUGUGUAGAUGUGGAUGAGUGUCUCAUAGAUAUUCUCAACAACUGCCCUGAGAACUCUGAGUGUACUAACACACCUGGAUCUUUUAUCUGUACCUGCACAAAUGGCUUUGCUAUGGAAGGCAGCGUGUGUCAAGAUACGAAUGAGUGUGCACAAAGUCCAUGUGCCUCCAUUGCGAUAUGUGUCAACACAGAGGGUAGCUUCACCUGUUCUUGUCCUCCUGGGUUCACUGGAGAUGGAAUGGUCUGUGAUGAUCGCAAUGAGUGCCUGGAUCCAUCUCUUAAUCUCUGUACCACAAUUGCCACGUGUGUUAAUAACAUCGGGAGCUUCAUUUGUAUGUGUCCAGACGGGUACAUUUCCAGCUUUGACGGAUUUGGCUGUAAUGACAUUAACGAGUGCUUAUUGGAUAUACUGAACGAUUGCUCCUCUACUGCCGAAUGUAGCAACCUACCUGGCAGUUUCACCUGCUCUUGUCUCCCUGGGUUAAUUGGAGAUGGAAGAAUCUGUGAAGAACCUCCCACCACCUCCGCCCCCACAACCUCCGCCCCUACAACUCCCGUCCCCACAUCCUCCCCUGGAGAGUGUAUGGUGGACAGUGACUGCGGUGACCGGGCCUCUUGUCAAAACGGGCCCUUUGGUACCACCUGUAUCUGCAACGAUGGUUUCUCGGGAGACGGACAAACAUGUCCUGAUAUCGACGAGUGUACAGCUGGGACGGACGAGUGUGGUGAUGACUCUACCUGUCUCAACACUCUGGGUACUUACUUGUGUCGAUGUAACAGAGGGUUCAAAAGAGGGAGCUCGAGAUUUGAGUGUGAAGACAAAAAUGAAUGUGUUGCCUACCCAACUAUAUGUGGCUCACAGAGGCAAUGUGUCAACACUCCUGGUAGCUACCAAUGUGUCCAGGAUGAGGCCACCCCUCGUAGCAGAGGUUCAAAGUCAAGGAGCAGGGGCAAGAAGACAAAGAAGGGUGGUGGUACGAGGAACAGAGAUCAGAAUGACGAGAGUUCAGAGUCCACCAGUACAAGAAGUUCAAGUAGUUCAAGCUCAAGUUCUUCAUCCAGUAGUUCAAGCAGUUCAAGUUCACGUUCACGUUCUUCAUCCAGUAGAAGUGGUUCAAGUAGUUCAAGUUAACCAGACUGACAAUUUACUGCACCAAUUGUGCAUUAACUUUGUAAAACUUAUGCUGCAUGUGUUUAAUAUAUACCUUAAUUUAUGAUAAGUCAUGAAUGUCA
Halichondria panicea is the source of this 2971-nucleotide messenger RNA. Its product is annotated as fibrillin-2-like. The record is from RefSeq and is a predicted model, not a curated record. Gene Ontology annotation, biological process: cell communication. Gene Ontology annotation, molecular function: calcium ion binding. Lineage: Eukaryota; Metazoa; Porifera; Demospongiae; Suberitida; Halichondriidae. The transcript has 19 exons. The coding region runs from base 105 to 2870 and encodes 921 amino acids. Gene Ontology annotation, cellular component: membrane.